AUGUCCAAUUCUAGCUCGAAUGCGUCACCGUCUUCCUCGUCUGCCCUAUCUCGGCCAUCAACAUCCACUGAGGAUAUCCACGAAAUCCUAAUAAGUAUCCAGCGUGACCCAGUCACAGCUGCAAAGGCCCUUCCAAGCUUGAGCGAAUCACAGCUACUCAGUCUAUUCUCACUUUUCAACGAGGAUGAAGACAUUACAAAUGCAAGCGGCAAGCAACGCCAGGAUCAGACGGGCAUUCGCUCCAGUGCAUAUCUUGCGCUGUCUACAUUCGUAAACUCCCAGCGAAAUCCGCAAAAGGGCCCUAAUGAGCCGCCGACGGAUGCUGCCAUUAAGCACGCCACACAAACUCUUUCCGGUGCGUUUGCCCCCACGGUGGACAAUGUACUACGAGGGACAAAUGUACAACAUAUCACUUCUACGCUCUCCUUUCUUUCAGCAUUCUUUCAAGUCGAUACGCCAGCUGCCUCGGCCAUCCUCUUACGAGAAGGUAACGUCGAGUGCACCUUGGACAUAAUCGACCUUGCAAAGGCAUCAUCCGAGAAGAGAAACAUGGACAAGGCCUCGAAGACUGUAGGAAUCCGACUCGAACGAGCCCUAGUAAAUCUCCUCUCGCAGGCCCUCGGUCACGCAGAAUGUCGAAAGAUACUCACGACGGAAGAAAGGAUAAAGGGGUGGCUACGCUCGCGUGCGGAUGAUUCAAACGACGCAACUCUGCAGGCAGCAGCGGCACUUGCGCUGGUCAAGGUGUUGCAAGGCGGCAUCUUUGACACCGAAGCCACACAAUCUGGUAUCCCCGUCGAUGCUUCACCCUCUUCCCACGGCAUCUCAGAAGUUGGCGUCGAGACUAGUCCAGAUGCCCUGGCAAAACUGCUUGAGCGCGCAGUUUUGGUGGAGAAUUCUGGAGGCCGAAACACCAGAUCCACUCUAGACGCCGUCGAGGGAUUAGCAUAUCUCAGUGUGCACCCGUCUGUCCGCGAAUACAUUGUCUCUCAACCCUCGCUCCUCCAAGCAUUGUACGCGAUUGGUGCAAGGAGUACCAAGAAAGUCAAGCCGUCUACCAAUAUUUCCGCCUCGAAUAGACUGCUGGAGGACCAGGUGGUCGAAUAUCGUGCCAACAUUGGACUGCACUACGGCCUGGCUCUGACGUUUGCCAACAUUUGUCAGUACCGGCCAAAGCUCAGCAAAGAAGAGGAGCAGAUUGCGAAACUGAGACGAAUGACCAAGGUUCCGAAUGCAGCCGCACACACGGGCGAGUCCAAUUCAUCAGCUCCACGGUUAGGGAUGCAAGACGAAGGGGAGGAUGUGCGAACGAGCGACGAGGCCGUCCGAGUCAGGAUACGAAAGCUGUGUACGAUGGCAGGGAGCACCGGAUUUCUGGCUCUGCUAGCCGGACUCGCGCGUUCGGAGAGCAAGCAGGCCCGCGCGUGCACGGCGCGUGCGUAUCUAGCCGUGGUGGAGGACGUACGCAAUCGGGGUGCAGUGCUGCAAAGUGGAGGUGGAAGGGCAUUGCUGGAUCUAAUCAAGGCCAUGGAACCUCUGGUGCCAGAUUGGAUCGCCACCCAGGCACUGUCCAAGCUGGCGAUCACUGCCAGCCCGUUACAAGUCUUUGGAGCCAAUAUUGGAUCUACUCAUGAUGCGAUCCCGGUAUUGUGUCGCGUGCUGACAGUGGAGGGUUCGACGCCAGCCAGGCCGAUUUCGCUGCGCGAGGAUCAGCUGCCCAAUAAUCUUCAAAAGUUUGAAGCAUUGAUGGCGUUGACGAAUAUUGCAUACGGGCAACCGGAAAUGGCGGCGAGGAUUGCCAAAGUGCCGGGGAUGUGGACGGCCGUCGAGGGACUGCUCUUGCACGACCACGAGCUAUUACGACGAGCUGCGGUGGAGAUGAUAUGCAAUCUGGUCGUAUGUGACGAGGGCUUUGAGCGGUUUGUGCCGACGACGACGACGACACCCAAGGUGGAGAAGCAAGAGGAAGAUGGACCAAAGUCGGCGGCCGAGUCAAGGCUCCAAGUCUUGGUGGCUUUGGCCGACGUGGAUGAUCUUCCGACACGGAAAGCAGCGAGCGGGGCUUUGGCGAUAGUUUCCUCGGAUGAACGGGUUUGCGGGGCACUAGUGGCACUAGAGCGGAGACGCGGGAAUAUGCUCGGCAUCAUUGGACGGUUGUUAAUCGACGACGAGGAGACGGACGACAAGUCUCCGACUGGCUCCCAGGUCGCCGACCGAGAGCUCGUCCACCGAGGGGUGGUAAUUCUACGCAAUUUAGCCGUACACUACGUAUCCAAGCACCGCAAAAGCGUCGAGGAUGGGUUUGUGCAGGCUCUGGCGGCCCGGGGGAUCGUGGACAAGGUGCAAGCGGUGGUCAAGGAUUGCAUGCAGCGUGGGGAGCGAGACGGGCCGGUGAUGGAAAAUGCAGUCGAAUUUGUGAUGGGACUGAAGAGUGCGUAG
Molecule: messenger RNA, 2439 nt
Organism: Serendipita indica DSM 11827
Lineage: Eukaryota; Fungi; Basidiomycota; Agaricomycetes; Sebacinales; Serendipitaceae
Source: the annotation of a GenBank genome assembly